AUGGAGGCAAUUAGGACUGUCCGCUUCACCGCCGUCAUCUCCAUCCUCCUCACAGGAUUGGGCGGAGCUCGGGAAGUGCGGGUCCAGGAGGGGCCCCUGUACCGCGUCCUAGACAACCCCAUCUCCAUCCUCUGCAAUGUCAGCGGCUAUGAAGGCCCGCCCACGCAGAACCAUUCGAGUGGUUCAUGUACCGGCCCAGCUCCCCGGACAUCUCCAUCUCCAUCGCCAGCACCAAGGACCCCCCCGACUUCGCCUACGCCGUCUUCUCCCCCCGCGUCCGCCAAGGGAGACAUCUUCAUCCGUCGCCUGAGCGGGGACAGCACCGAGCUCCACCUCCAACAGGUCCGACGCCGAGGACGAGGGCGUCUACGAGUGCUACCCCACCCCCACCACUGACUCCCGCUACCUGGGGAGCUACAGCGCCAAAGUGGCCCUGAAAGUCAUCCCAGACACCCUACCAAGUCUCCCCCAAGAUGGCGGCCAAGGUGGGGGCGGAGCUCCGCUCCCCGCACCCCGCUACAACUCCCCGUGGAGGGGCGGGAACUACAUCUGCCUUGCUCCGCCUGCCGCCGAUUCCCUGCAACACCCGCCCCACCUCUCUGUGAAACCCGGCCUCUCCGUCAGCCCCCGGGGCCCCGGUGGGUCACCCCCCCCGAUACGGAACCCCCAUCUCUCUGGGAGGGACAGGUCCCGUGCAUAGCCGUCCCAAUAGAGCAUCCGGCCCCCCCCCAGAGAUAACCUGAGAGGAGAGCCCUCCCCUGGAGAAGGUGGAGAACGGCCCUACAACACUCCCAUGGGCUCCUCCCGGCGCCCCCCCUAGGACACCCCACCUACCACCCGGGCAGCCCGCCGCACCCGGGGACGAUCCAGGACCCGGACGGAGCCCGGUGAGGUGCCACCCCGCGAAGACCCCCGGUGCUGGCCCUGCGCUCCCCACCCACCUAGCCGUAAGGAGCCCCCCUG
Messenger RNA from Staurois parvus, 963 nucleotides. NCBI's taxonomy places the organism in Eukaryota, Metazoa, Chordata, Amphibia, Anura, Ranidae. The record is from the annotation of a GenBank genome assembly.